AUGCAGUGGGCUAGGGCUUUUCGGCGCGGUCGAGCAGGCCUCCAUGACGAGGGUUACCUGCACCGAGCUUGGGGUCAUGACCACGACGGCAGAGGCUUCACCGGCGGCGACCUUGUGCAUGAGGUUCACCGACUGGCUUGUGGCUACGCUGAAGGUGACGGGCUGUCCCAUUCUGAUGGUAACGGGUGUCGUGACGGGCUCAGAUUUGAUGUCGGCGAGCAGCAACGGCCGACCGAGGCUCCUCAUUCGAUGUCGGUAUCCCCACCAGCGGCCUUAUUUCUUUCUCGUAGUGGGGCAUGUGACGAGGGUUAUGGUUUGGACAAUCGUUCGGUGGUGUUUAAUGUGGGUGAUUUUGUUUGUGUUGGUUCCCUGACGGACGGACGAGUCGGUCCUUACGAGGUUAUCUAG
Molecule: messenger RNA, 408 nt
Organism: Striga asiatica
Lineage: Eukaryota; Viridiplantae; Streptophyta; Magnoliopsida; Lamiales; Orobanchaceae
Source: the annotation of a GenBank genome assembly